GCGGGUUUUGCAAUGCGCGGUUUCGGUUCCCGGCCCGGGAGGCGCCGCCGGCCCCGCUCCGCUCCCGAGCUCCGCACCCGCCGGGCUGCUGCCGCCAGCCCCGGGCUGCUGGGGCUCGCUCCAUGCUCGGCCUCGGCCCCGGGGCCGCCCAGGGGAGCGACUGCCGGAGGGGUGAAGGCUGGGGCUCGGCGGGGUGAACCUCACCCGGCCGGGGGGAGCCCCGCGCUCUGCUGGACAUGCAGAGCACCCCCAACUACCUGUGGAGCACCGAGGACCUGCUGGGCCAGGGGGCCACGGCCUCUGUCUACAGAGCUCGCAACAAGAAAUCGGGGGAGCUGGUUGCUGUGAAGGUGUUUAACAGUGCCAGCUACCUGCGGCCCCAGGAGGUGCAGAUGAGAGAGUUCGAGAUGCUGAGGAAGCUGAACCACAAAAACAUCGUCAAAUUAUUUGCCGUGGAGGAGACAGGCAGCAGCAAGCAGAAGGUGCUGGUGAUGGAAUACUGCUCCAGUGGCAGCCUGCUGAACGUGCUGGAAGACCCAGCCAAUGCCUUUGGCCUGGCUGAGUCCGAGUUCCUCAUCGUGCUGCAGUGUGUGGUGGCAGGGAUGAACCACCUCCGCGAGAACGGCGUCGUGCACAGGGACAUCAAACCCGGCAACAUCAUGAGGCUGGUGGGAGAGGACGGGCAGAGCAUCUACAAGCUGACGGAUUUCGGAGCCGCCCGAGAGCUGGAGGAUGAUGAGAAGUUUGUGUCUGUCUAUGGGACAGAGGAGUACCUCCCCCCUGACGUGUACGAGCGAGCCGUGCUGCGCAAGCCGCAGCAGAAGGCCUUUGGUGUCACCGUGGACCUCUGGAGCAUUGGUGUCACCUUCUACCACGCUGCCACGGGCAGCCUGCCCUUCGUGCCCUUCGGGGGACCCCGCAGGAACAAGGAGAUCAUGUACAAAAUCACCACGGAGAAGCCUCGUGGGGCCAUUGCAGGGAUCCAGAGGCAGGAGAACGGGAACAUUGAGUGGAGCUACGAGCUGCCCAUCACCUGCCGCCUCUCCACGGGGCUGAAGGACCAGCUGAUCCCCAUCUUGGCGAACAUCCUGGAGGUGGAUCAGGAGAAGUGCUGGGGAUUCGACCAGUUUUUCGCAGGAACCAACGACAUUUUGCACAGGAUCGUGGUGGACGUGUUCUCCCUGCAGCAGGCGUCCUCCCAUCGCAUCUACAUCCACUCCUACAACACUACCACCAAGUUUUUAGAUGCCGUCUUCAAACAGACAAAUAUAGUCCCUCACCAUCAAGAAUAUUAUUUUGAAGGACACCUGUAUGAGCUGGAUCCCAACCUACAAGCUCAUCAUUUCUGCAGAACCACAGAGAGCAGCCCCCUGACUUUGCUGAGCACCUCAGAGCAGCCCGAGGACGUGGUGGGGGUCCGGUACCGCGACCGUGAGUCGGCGCUGGAGUUCCCCAAGUUCGUGCCCAGGGUGGACGUGGUGGCCGACUGCAGUGCAGCCAAGAGUGCCGUGGGUGCUGCUCACCAGACGCUGCGCGUGGGGCAGGCGCUGCGGAGGGGCCGGGAGCUGCUGGCCAGGGGCCUCCACUGGGUGAUUGGGAACCUGAGGACAGAGUGCUGCAGGAUUUUGGAGCAGAGGAGGGGGGCUCACUCCGUGCUCACCUGCCUGCAGCUCACCCAGGGGAAGACACACGUGCUGUUCGAGGCCGUUCCUGCAGGCAGCAGGGGCCCGGCUGGGGUGGAUGUGGUGAAGGCAAGGCUGCAGAGGGUGGAAGAGGAGCUCUCCCAGUGCUCCCACAGCAUCUUUGACUUCCAGGGGGCACUGGAUGGGAUUCUGGCCGAGCUGGUGAAGGACAGGCAGCAAGCGCACGAGGACAAAAGCAUCCAGCAGAUGGAGUGCUGCCUGGAGAAGAUGCAGGUGAUCCACAAGCAGUUCAAGAAGGCCAGGACGAGUCUGAGGCUGAGCUACAACGAGGAACAAAUCCACAAGCUGGAUAAGCUGAAUUUGGGGAACCUGGCCAGGAAGGUUCUGUCCAUUUUCCAGAACGACUGUGUCCAGCAGUACCAGGAGGCCCUGGCCCUGCACAGCAGCAGGAUGAGGAAAGUUUGUGAGAUCAAGAAGCAGCUGAAGAGGCUCAGCAACCGCAUCAGUGCCUGCAGCGUGGAGAUGAUGGAGUGCCAGGACUGCCUGCAGGGCGCUCUGGACAGGCUUCUCCAGGUGGAGCAAUGGAAUUUGGCCCCUCCUGUGCCUUCCCCCGUGCCCCUGAGCCAGGCCUGCCAGGAGAUGGCUCUGCGGAUGCAGGAGCUGCUGCAGCAGAUGAGGUCGGUCUCCUGCGAUCUGCAGCUCAACAACAGCAUCAUCGAGCGGUUGGGUGGGGCUGCUCCUGCUCCCAGCGUUUGAGGGACAUGGUGAGGGUGCAGCUGCUGAAGCAAAACUUCCCAGCAGAGGGGAUUCACAGCACCUGGAGCCACAGAGCUGCUGCACUUCCGUGCCCUGGGAGCUCUCCGUGUCCUACCUCUGUGCCCCAGCACUUUGCACGUUCUCCCCCCUCAGCCCCGAGUGCCCUGAGCCUCUGGAAGUUUGGCCAGAAAAUCGAGUGGGAUUUUAUAUUUUUCUUUAAAAAAAAAAAAUGCUUGAAGGA
Messenger RNA from Passer montanus (Eurasian tree sparrow), 2640 nucleotides. It is a transcript of the gene IKBKE, whose product is annotated as inhibitor of nuclear factor kappa B kinase subunit epsilon. Gene Ontology annotation, molecular function: protein serine/threonine kinase activity; ATP binding. Gene Ontology annotation, biological process: peptidyl-serine phosphorylation. Lineage: Eukaryota; Metazoa; Chordata; Aves; Passeriformes; Passeridae. The transcript has 20 exons. The record is from RefSeq and is a predicted model, not a curated record. The coding region runs from base 237 to 2399 and encodes 720 amino acids. Gene Ontology annotation, cellular component: cytoplasm.